AUGGGUUGGGAUGCAGUCGCCGAUGCAAUCGAUUCAGACACUGAAGCGACUGAAGCGGAUAUAGCAGCUGCAAAUGUUGCAGCAGAGCCGUCGGUGCGGCAAGCUUCGUCAGCAAAUGUCGUGCCCCGUGUAUCGGCCGGUCGUCCUAGAGGCAGUGUACUGAUCAGGGCAGACAUCGCUGCUCAAGAAGAGCAGUUGCAGUCUUGCAGGGCGGCAAGACAAGCUGAACCCGACACAGAUGCUGUUGUGGGAGUUCAGGUGGAAGAGCGAGCUUCUGCUUUGCUAGCUUUGACUUCCGAUGUCAACCCGAUUCAAAAGAGAUUAUGCUUGCAUGUGGACCAACAGUUGGCCAAAAAGUCUUUGCCUGGCAUGCCAAACCCUGUCGAGCAGGUCAUGAGUACGUCUUCAAACGUGAGUUCAUGGGCAAUCAAAGCUUUGGAGGCAAACAAGCAGUACCAGUAUGUACAGCAGGACUACUUUCGAACAGCAGAAGCGAUGUUGCAAGCUUCUGGGUUUUUGUGGUCGGUGACACUACAGCGACUGCACGACAUGGCUGAGCAAGGCUUUGAACCUUUGGCAGUGCUUCGCAAACGACGUUACGACGAGAGUCCUUUCAACUUGCGCUUGAAAGAGGAACCGGUGCCAACCCAGUCUGAGAGCUCGCCGCCGGUGCUUGGGCAACCUGCCAAGACAACUCCUGGGAAGGCGAAGGUCAUGCAAUCAGAACUGGGCAUCGUGGUGUUGCUUCGACGCCGUGUUGAUGCCGACAAGUACGAGUACCAGGAGGUUCAUGGCUCCUGUCCUACGUGGCUCCACGUGCUGGACAAAACGACGAAGGAGAACAUCGCUGAGAGCCAGCGGCAAAUUCAAUCCUUGAUUCAAAUACCGCAACAGCUCAAAGAGCGAUCGAAGAUGCUGGUAGAUGUGGUGUGCACAGAUCGGUAUGCGGCAAACAUCAGUGCCGAGCGAGCCCUUCAAUCCGAAGAGCGCGAGUAUAUCAAAAGCCAUCACUUUUGUCUUCUUCACAAGGCUGCUGCUAUCCAAUCAGCUCAGUUCAAGCUGACUUCCGGACAUAUCAGUGGGCUCCUAUCACUUAGCUUGUCGAUGGCUCCAGCCGGGACGACGGCCGAGCUGCGGAAGAUCCUCUGUGCCAUCCUGGCACAGAAGCUGAUUGUGCGUCAUGGUGAUCCACCGAGUCACUGUGUCGCACAUCGCGAAGCUCUGCAUGAGCUGUUUCUGCCGCUGGGCGCAGAAACACAGCGGUCGUUGCUUCAUCAAAAGCAGAGAAUGAUUCUCUCCUCUCUGGUCAAUGGCGAUUUGCAAGAUGAGGCGACAAUCACCUACUGGACGGCCAACCCAGAGGUUACCAAGGAUGCGAUUUUGGACUCCUGGGUACGACAUGUCUCUGCAGCGCUUCUGCCGCACAAGAUGCCGUACUUCAACAGGAGCAAGUGGCUCGGAGGCGAGGAUGGGAUUUCCUGGGCGGGGCUGCUGAGCACACACCACGGCCUUCUUGUGCCACUUGUGCAGACGUGGGCACAGUCUACAGGCAUUCCUGCCGUCGUUGCGGCGGCUCCGAGGUCUCGCCCUGCUGCAGAAGUCCCGGGAAGUUCCCAAGGAUGGGCGGCGGUGGCAGAUGUCAUAGGCAGUCGGCCGAUCCAAGAUACAUCUGCUGACUCGGCCUUUGAUGCUGUGGACCCAGAUGAAGACUUGGGCACUGCAGCAGAUGACAUGCCUCCCGAGUCAAACCCAGAUAUAUCGUGGCAUGAGUUCAACAAAAUGAACCGACGCAAAGCAUUAGCUUGGGUGAUGUCUUCCCCCGCUGGAGUGCUUGUUUGCAUGAGAGUCUGCAUGAAAGCCUCUUUGCACUUGCUGUACACACUGGUGCAUCUGGCAUCGGUGGCCUUUGUGCAAGAACAGAUGAAGAAAUCGAGCCAGGGCAAGCAGAGGUUGCACCGGGUCGUGGAGUUUUUCUCUGGCAAGCUACAGACUGUUUUCACGAAGCAUGUUCUUGACACAUUGUCUUCGUGUUUGCCAGGGCUGCCAGAUGAUGCUCACACAGAUGCGAUUCGAUCGUUGGCCUUCCGAAUGUUGUCUGUCAGCUUGUGUGCUGCCCAGCAGCUGAUAUGGAGCCUCGGUGCUGGAUCUCCAUUCGUCCUUUUUCGCACAUUAGCUGGCGGUGCGCAGGAGCUUUGCGAUUUGCCAAGGUGUUUGCACGACCAGAUCACACAUUUUUUCAUGAGUACCUUCCCUGAGCCUGCGGAUUUCCAAGGAGAGCUUGCGCAGCAAAUGCUGCAGGUGCUGGCACAACAUUUUCAGCUUGACAUACUGGAUUUGGAGAGAAACCACAGUACAAUCCGCAGGAAUAUUCUCAGCAAGUCCAUGCACACAUGGGUCACCAGUUAUGCUUGUGCGAAUGCACAUUGGGUGGUUCGUCGGGUUGCCUUACUUCGACAGCCGUUCCGCCAGCCGCCGAAGCAGCCCAAAAAAGUCGGGAGGCCCGCAAAGCCCCGCAGAUCCAAACAAGGUGGCGGAUCUUGGAGAGCUUGGCUUCACCUCAAAGCCCGAACUAGGGGUGCUCCAUGGACCAAGCGAGAUAUGGCACGAAUCAGGCGAGAGUACCAUGCCGCGAAAGCGGCCCGCACUGCGGACUUUGAACUAGCCAAGAAUUUGGGUGUGCUCGGACAGAUGGCGCACAGGGCAGGCAAGAGAAGCUUCUCGCAGCCUGAAGGCCGUGCCAGACGGUCGAGAGAAAACAAAGAGCGAGCGGUGGAAGCUCUGGGCCGCUCCGCCCAGGCCAGUGCAGAGGCCAUCGCAAACUGUGCAAAUGGUCAGGAACUUGACAAGGAGCUGCAGCUGCAGCUCUCCGCGCUCGCUUCUGUGAGCAGGACACGCACGAAGCACAGAAACAUGGAGGCUGAAGCGAUCGAUGCUGCUGUAACUGCCGGUUCUGAAGCUUUGGAGCCUCACCACACAGAGUCUGGAUUGGCUCGAGCAGACCGGAUUUCUGGGCAGAUCGGGAAGGCCUUCGUCUUCACACCUGGGCAGCCUGCCGUUGCUCAGUUCUUGGUUCCAACUGACGGCUUUUGCCAGGAGAAGAGUUUUGUUGAGGUUGCAUAG
Messenger RNA from Symbiodinium sp. CCMP2592, 3120 nucleotides. NCBI's taxonomy places the organism in Eukaryota, Dinophyceae, Suessiales, Symbiodiniaceae. The record is from the annotation of a GenBank genome assembly.